This is a messenger RNA of Podarcis lilfordi (Lilford's wall lizard), 15111 nucleotides long. The record is from the annotation of a GenBank genome assembly. Lineage: Eukaryota; Metazoa; Chordata; Lepidosauria; Squamata; Lacertidae.
GUCAUUGCCACACACACAUUCCUCCUCUCUCUCUCGUGAAAUUUCUCAAGAUGAACAAGCGUCUUCUCCUGGGCUUUUCCCUUCUGCUCUUCUGCACAGUAUGUAAGUACCAGGCUUUAAAAGGAAAAUAGGGGGUGUUGUUUUGCAAAACAUUUGCAUGGGAAUUUAGCCAGCCAGAGGGCCUUUUCGGUAGUGGCACCCACCCUGUGGAACGCCCUCCCAUCAGAUGUCGAGGAAAUAAACAACCAUCUGAAGAAGACAUCUGAAGGCAGCCCUGUAUAGGGGAGUUUUUAAUGUUUGGUGUUUUAUUGUGCUUUUAAUUCUGUCGGGGGCUGCCCAGAGUGGCUGGGGAAACCCAGCCAGAUGGGUGGGGUAUAAAUAAUAAAUUAUUAUUAUUAUUAUUAUUAUUAUUAUUAUUAUUAAUUAGCUAGUGCAAAUGUGUAAGAAAAUGGAUGGGUCCAUCUUUCUGAGCAGAUCAGGCGCUGCAUAGUCACCCCAAUCUGUGAGCAGUGUGAGAUUUCAGCGGUUCUAGGCUUGCAUACCCAGGGUUUGUGUUUCCUGCUUGGAAUGAGGCACAGCGGAGGUGUCGUUAGGUUUAUUAACACAUAUAUACAACCUGAACCUAUGAUGGAGAGGUUCACAGCAUAAUCACUCCGAGAGGGUUUGGCUUCUCCCAUAGGCGCAACCUUGGAUCCAAACAGACAUCAAACAUCGUGCUGCUGCUUUGUGUCACACCUAACUCCAAUUUCUCUGCUCUGAAGUCUGGCUUUCUCUGUUGAGGGAGGGGCCCCACUCAUUUGUCCUCCCACACCAGGUCCCUUUGGAUCCUUUUUUUUGUUAAUGGGUCAUCCCCGAGGCCAGGCAUAGGCAAACUGGGCCCUCCAGAUGUUUGGGUACUACAACUCCCAUCAUCCCUAGCUAACAGGACCAGUGGUCAGGGAUGAUGGGAACUGUAGUCUCAAAACAUCUGGAGGGCUGAGUUUGCCUACGCCUGCCCUAGGCUAUCAUCUGAACCCAGGAAGCUAGCCUGGUUAUUAAAUUAUCCUUGUUAUUAAAUUAUUGCUUUGAAAGCGUGCUGAUUCCAGCCUAAUACCCAUGGAUCCGGCACCCAGUUUUAACACCCUGAGCCUUAAUUAAAUUCUAAUACUAACUUGAUCCGGAGAGAAUAGUGGUCUGGCACCCACAAAUUCAUAACUAUAUUUAAGUAUUUAGGAAUGGUGAGUCCUUUUGGGUCGUACCCAUCUAUUUUUAUCUCAGAGUACGUAAAUCAAUAGGUCUAAGUCGUGUCCACUCAUUUAAAUGUGUCUGCUCUGAGUAGGACUAACAUUGUACACUUUGUUACCUGCUGGUGGGACAGCCAUCUUCCAGGGGUGCUGCAACCACAAGAUUCCUGCAUUGCAGAUCUUGAAUUCAAUGGGGGAUUGAACAAGAUCAGCCUUGGCCAACUUGGUGCCCUCCAAAUGUUGCUCCCAUCAGCCCCAACCUGGUUGGCUAAAGCUGGAGUAGAUCACAUCAAAAUUUCUUUCCAACUCGAUGUGUUGUGUCCAAUGCUAGUCCUAAUCAGAGCAGAUCCAUUGAACAUAUUUUGGGUUCCUUAAUUUCGAUGGAUCUAGUGUGAGUGGAAGUUAGUUGGAGGCAACCCUGCGGUUCUGGAACCUUUGUCCCUCUAAAUGUUGUUGGACUACAACUCCCAUCAGCUUUGACUAUUGGUCCUGCUGGCUGGGGCUGAUGUGAGUCAUUGUUCAGCAACAACUGGAGGGACAAAGGUUUGCCGCACCAGAUCUAUAACUUUUUGCCAUUUAUGUGUGAGAGUUAGGAAGUGAAAUCCAAAAGAUUGUUGAUGAAAAGAAAGCACUAAGUGCAGAAGAGAGCAGUCAAGAUGAUCAAGGGUCUGGAAACUCAGCCUUACGAGGAAUGCUUGAAGGAAUGUUUAGCCUGAGAGGUGAUAUGAUAGCCAUCUUCAAAUAUUUUACUGGCUGUCAUAUGGAAGAGGGAGCAUGCUUGUUUUCUCCUGCUCUUCAAAUGCAAUGGCUUCAAGUACAAAAAAAAAGGAGAUUCCAACUAAUAAUAAUUAAGAAAAAGAUUCUGACAGGAAGAGCUGUUUAGCUGUGGAACAGACUCCCAUGAGAGGUGGUGGACUCUCCUUCCUUGGAGGUUUUCAAGCAGAGGGUGGCUGGCCAUCUGCCAUGAUUGCUUUAGGUGAGAUUCCUGCAUUGCAGGGGGUUGGUCUAGAUGACCCUUUGGUCCCUUCCAACUCUAAGAUUCUAUAAUUCUAAUUACAGAAGUAAUAAUAAUAAUUUAUUAUUUAUACCACGCCCAUCUGGCUGGGCUUCCCCAGCCACUCUGGGCAGCUUCCAGCACAAUAUUAAAAUACAGUAAUGCAUCAAACAUUAGAAGCUUCCCUAAACAGGGCUGCCUUCAGAUGUCGUCUAAAAGUCUGGUAGUUGUUGUUCUCUUUGACGUCUGGUGGGAGGGCGUUCCACAGGGCAGGCGCCACUACCGAGAAGGCCCUCUGCCUGAAUGAUGGGGGUGGAGAUGCUCCUUCAGAUAUACUGGGCCGAGGCCGUUUAGGGCUUUAAAGGUCAGCACCAACACUUUGAAGGCUUGUUUUCUCUUGAGUUCACUUCUUGCUAUAACUUUACAAUACUUGGGAUUGUCUUUGUUUCUCCACAUCAGCAGGACUAAUCAGGUCCCAGCGCAUAAUUUCAAAAAAUCAACCACCAAGGGUUUGAAUUUUCCUUUGCUGCGUGUCAUUCAGUAGAAUUAAACUAGGCGACAAAAAACAAGCUGAGAAAACAAAGUGGAGGAGGGAGGGAGAAAGGAAGGAAUAUUUGCAACAACACCCCAAGCUAAUCCUAUGCAGGCAACAGUUUUCUUCCCCUGUUGAAAAGGCUUCAGUUUUUCUGCCCCAUUCUCAGGGCAACUGAGAAUUUUGAUACAUGUGAGGUUUUGAGCUUAUUUUAUUCUUGUAAGAUGGCUGAGGGUUGGAUGCAUAUUCUUUCCAUCAAACAUUUCUCAGGCACUAGUCAGCCGCUCCCAAUGUGCUUCACCAUCUGAAGAAGUCAGAUGGAGACAUUUUCUUAUGAUGUCCUCCACUGGGGUUUGAUUUAAGGGUGAGCAGCUAGGGGAUUAUUGCUCUGUGAGAUGUAAACCACAGUUCCCAAGUUUCUUUUUUGGGGGGUGGGAACCAUAACAGAGUUAUGAGUUUGUGGGUGCCAAACACCCUAAAUUUCUGGGUCCGAUAGCUGUUAGAAUUCAACCAAUGCUUGGAGUGUUGAAACUGGGGGUCAGACUCAUGUGUAUUAAACUGUGGGCUAGACAAUGCUCAUCUCCAGGAAUCAGCAAGCGUUAAAAGCUAAUUAAGCAAGUUUAACUUCCUCAUGAGGUGAUAGGGCCAUUAUGAAGAUCAAAAGAUCAAGGAACUCUGUCUGGGAUGGCAAAUGAAUGGAGCCCCUCCCUCCCUCAACAGACAAAUCCACAGAUCUUAGAGAAGUUAGAAACUAUGUGACAUAGAAGCAGAUGAGCAGCAGGCAGACCUACGGCUGAUGUCUGUUUGAAUUCUAAGCUGCAGCUAUGGGAGAAACAAGAACCUCUUCGUGUGGUAGUGCUGUGAAACCCUUCCAUCGCUGGCUUAGUUUAUAUGUGUGUGUUAAUAACCCAUAUAUCAUAAAGACACCACAAUCUCCGCUGUGCCUCAUUUCCAAUAGGAAACACAGACUUUGGUUAAGCAUGUCUUAAAACCCUGACUCUCACACCGCUCAGAGCUUUGGGUGGUGUGCCACAUUACUUUAAAUGUGUAAUAGUAGUUGUUACAAUUUAUUAUCCGCCCUUCACUCUAAAGGCCCCAGUGUGGAUUACAAUAAGUUAAACACAACAUUAAUAUUAAAAUACAAUGUUACACAAUAUUAAAAACAGAUUCAAACCAUUUAAAAUUACAAAAAAUAAUAAUACAGUGGUACCUCAGGUUACAGACGCUUCAGGUUACAGACUCUGCUAACCUAGAAAUAGUACCUCAGGUUAAGAACUUUGCUUCAGGAUGAGAACAGAAAUCGCGUGGCGGCAGCGGGAGGCCCCAUUGGCUAAAGUGGUACCUCAGGUUAAGAACAGUUUCAGGUUAAGAACGGACCUCCAGAACAAAUUAAGUUCUUGACCCAAGGUACCACUGUAUAUAGUGUGAAUGUGCCCCAGGUCUAUAUUGCUGUCUGAAGAGGCAUUCUUGCCUUAUAGCGCAACUAAAGCAGCGGAAUAAAAUAAACCAGAACGUUUGUGCUAUAAAAAGUUGCAGGGUUCCCGCAAGAAAUUACACGACGUGCACUUGACUGGAGAAAGGAAGCGGCGUGCCCGCCCCAAAACUUUCGUAGGCGCAAACAGAAUGGAAAGUGGGGUCAUGUGUAACCACCCAGAUACCACCUUGAGCAUCUAUAAUCAGGAAUGCACAAUAUAAUGCUGCCCACUUUACAUUCUGGGUGCUCCCUGGAUUACGAAAGGACCUUGGCAGCCUCGACGGAGAUCAUCCGCCACCCAUUCUUGUUCCAGCAUUCCUUGGCACAGAAAUCUGUUUACAACAGAAGCCUGGCUGCCAUCCAUCUGGGAGGGAUUCCCUCCACCCUGAAUUGUUUCAGGUUUCGCAAGAAGCUUCUGCCAGCGAAAAGAAGCUUAGAUUUCCCCAUUUGAACUUGCCUGCUGAUUAAGAUUUUCUGAUGAGGCUCUUCUCUGGGUAACCUUCCUGGCUUCUUAAGCCAGGCGAGCAAGGACCGAGAGGCUGACGUCCCCUGGUGUGGGGAUUCCCAAAUUGUUGGAAAUCCAACCUCUGGACCAGUUGGCCUAGUGCCACCUCUGCUAUCUUUUGGUCCCUGAGCCCAUCUUGCUUUUAAAGUUGACAUCUUUUUCUUUUUUUCAAAUUUUUAUUAACAUACAACACACAUACAUAUACAUUUACACAAUACAUAACACACUACCUUAUUUUCAUAACAUAAAACAUACCUACAUUACUCUAUAUAAUACCUACCUAUACUGUACAUAUCAACAUACCUACACACCUACCCCACACGGACACCCGCCAAGUGACUUGACUUCCAGCCAUUCUUGUUAAGCUACUUUAUUUUUCCAACUAGCUUAAACGCAUUUCAUUAUUUCUUUAAUCUCUUCUUCUAUCUUGACUUUACUCUCCUUUAACUCUAAUCAUUUUCUGGACUCACUCAAUAUCUGUCAGAAAUUCUACUUUUUCCACAUAAAUUUUGAUGUAGUCCUUAAAGAUAGCCCACUCCUUAUUCACUUUUUGUACCAUAUCUCCUCUUAUCCUCCCUGUUAGUUCGGCAAUAUGGAAGUAUUCCAUCAUUUUAGAUAACCAGUCUCUUUUAGUUGGUUUUAAAGUUAACAUCUAAGGACCUUCCAUAAUUUUAGAUUUCCUCUUUUCUCCAAUUGGCUGGUCCCCUGCUUUUAUCUCUGCGGAUUCCUAAUUGUGGUUUUUAAUUGUGUGUGUGGUUGCUUUCUGCUCUCACGUAUUAUUGCCUCAAGAGAUUGCUGUGGACGGCAGCGUCAAUAUUGCAGUCGUAGAGAAAUACAGUGCUGCGACUGCAUGCAAAUGACUAAGUGGGAGAGGUGAGGGUGAGACAGGGAAAGGAUUUGGCACCUGAUCCCAAGGCUGCUUCCACAAUGGGUAUUUGCAGAACAAGCCAUGCUUUGCCGUUCGCUCAUUUUGUUUUGUAGAACUUAGCAUACUGUCAUCCUGAAAUGGACAUACUCUUGUGUUUUCCCCUCUUUCCGGAGUUCAGAAGAACUGACUUUAAAACAGAGCGCCAAUUGCAUCUAGCCAGGGCCCCAACUUUUAUUGCUAAUGAAUCCAUCAGUUAUUCUGCCUCCCCCAUGACAUACCUAACUAAACUCAAAGUCCGUAAGCACCGGAGGGCCUUUACCCUGGAACGUUGCCACGCCCUCCCCUCGGCUCUCAUGGAAGGUUGAUAUAGGAAGAUUCCUUACUUGGGACAAACAGAAAUAACAGAGCAUGUGCUUCUCCAGCACUUACCGUAUUUUUCGCCCUAUAGAACACACUUUUCCCCCUCCCAAAAUGAAGGGGAAAUCUGUGUGCGUCCUAUGGGGCGAAUACAGGCUUUCGCUGAAGCUUGGAGAGCAAGAGGGGUCGGUGCGCACUGACCCCUCUCGCUCUCCAGGCUUCAGGAAGCUAUCAGCAAGCCUGGGGAGCUAGCGGGAGUUCCCGCAGGGCUCCCCAUGCUGCGGAUAGCAGCCUGCCGCCCGGCGCGCGGGGCGCCCUUAAGCAGAGCGCCCCUCACACCAGGCAGACAUCUGCAACGUGGGGAUGUCAGCGCGGAUAGCAGCCUGCCGCCCGGCGCGAGAGGCGCUCUGAAGCAGACCGGGCAGACAUCGGCCAGCCCCACAAGCUCGGGGGACAGCUGGGAGGCGCAGCGCCGCCAUACCGCUGUUCCCCGACCUGGUUUUGGGGGGGAAAUAAAGGAAAAAAAUUUUUCCUUUAUUUCCCCCCCCAAAAAACUAGGUGCGUCCUAUGGGAUGGAGCGUCCUAUGGGACGAAAAAUACGGUAUAUUAUAGAGACAUCCAUAUUAGCCUCAUCUCCCCACUAUUCCAUAAGUACCCAGGGCGCACAGGACAAUUCUAUAUCUCCCUGCUGCUUUCAGAUACCAACCCUCCUACAACAAACAGUGUUGCCAGGUUCUGCACAGCAGUGCUCAAAAUUCGUCGCUUGAUGACCUGCGCCACAAACUAGAUUUAAUGAGCACUCAUAUCAGAUGUGGGUGGCGCUGUGGGUUAAACCACAGAGCCUAGGGCUUGCCAAUCAGAAGGUCGGCAGUUCGAAUCCCCGCGAUGGGGUGAGCUCCCAUUGUUCGGUCCCAGUUCCUGCCAACCUAGCAGUUCGAAAUCACGUCAAAGUGCAAGUAGAUAAAUAGGUACCGCUCAGGCGGGAAGGUAAACGGCGUUUCCGUGAGCUGCUCUGGUUUGCCAGAAACCGCUUAGUCAUGCUGGCCGCAUGACCCAGAAGCUGUGCACCGGCUCCCUCGGCCAAUAAAGCGAGAUGAGCACCGCAACCCCAUAGUCGUCCACGACUGGACCUAACGGUCAGGGGUCCCUUUACCUUUACAUAUCAGAGUGCUUUGUACAUUUCUUUGUAAAUUGAUAGUCAUAGCGUUUUAUCUACUAACCUUUUAAGCUCUUCCUUAUCCAUUAAAUACUCCUAACUCUUCUUUUAGCUUCUUACAGUCUUUUACAUAUACAGUGGUACUUCGGGUUAAGAAUUUAAUUCGUUCUGGAGGUCCGUUCUUAACCUGAAACUGUUCUUAACCUGAGGUACUACUUUAGCUAAUGGGGCCUCCCGCUGCCGCUGUGCAAUUUCCGUUCUCAUCCUGAGGUAAAAUUCUUAACCUGAGGUACUAUUUCUGGGUUAGCAGAGUCUGUAACCUGAAGCCUCUGUAACCCGAGGUACCACUGUACCUUCUGUUUUAAUAAAUUAAGAUUUCCAAAAAUGUUUUAUAGAUUUUAAAUGAUUGUACCCCGCCCUACUUAUGCUGGGUCUAUGACUGUAAUAAAGAUUUGACUGAUGACUCUUGGGGGGCCCUUAAUCUUGCGCAAGUCACGUAACUCACAUGGGAGCAUGGAAGGGAAGACGAACAUCCCAGUUUUGGGACAGGAAGGCACCAGUUUGAGGAAAGCUGCGCUCGUACCUUUGUGGGCUUAGUGACGCAGCUGCAUUAAGGGUUUCAAAUCUUUAUUCAUUUGGGGGAAGUUGGCUACCGCAAGCUUUAAAGAAAAGAAAGAUAAAUUCAACCCUCAAGCUUGCUAUACUUAUUCAACACUUAUUGCUGCUCAUUGCCUGUGCCAGCGCUUGAAAGGACUCCUGAAGUGGGAGAGAGAGAGAAAUGCAUUCCAUUCCCAGUGCAUCAUCAAGGUUUUUUAAUCUCCAUAGAAGAUUGUGGGAUGUUGCAGAAACCAAAAGAACUUCUAACACUAGACAGAGAUGGCACAAUCUCUGCUGGAUGAGGUCCACAUGAAUGCCACCCCAGCGCCUCAAGCAGUUUCAGGAGUGCUUUUAAUAGCAUUGUGAAAGAAUAUUCAAAGCAUGUAAACAAGGAUCAAGACCACGUGUUCACACACCCUCACAAGCAAGCAUCUGGGGGGUGGGGGCGGAUCCCUUUAGAAAACAUUUUUUGUAAGUCACAAGUGACUUCUUUGGUGAUCACUCGUAGCCGAGUAAGAUUGUCUUCCAUGAACACGGUUUUAACAAUGAGUCCGUAAGUGACUGUGGAGGCCAAUUCUGGAUCCUCACGUCCUUCCACAGUGGGGACAUUGGUUUCCAGGCGGGAGUUGAUUUGCCAAGCGUGCCUUCCUCUUAGCACGUUUCUUCCUUUUGUCCUGAGUAAAGGCUGUUCUCCAACUGGGGCGCUCGCAGGCCAGUGUUUCCCAGUUGUCAGUGCUUAUACUACAUUUUUAUGGAUUUGCCUUGAGAGUGUCUUUGUACCUCUUUUGUUGACCACCAGCAUUACGCUUUCCAUUUUUAAGCUGGGAAUAGAGUAGUUGCUUUGGAAGACCAUCAUCAGGCAUUCGCACAACAUAACCAGUCCAACGAAGUUGAUGUUGAAGAAUCAUUGCUUCAACACUGGUAAUCUUUGCUUCUUCCAGUACACUGAUAUUAGUUCGCCUGUCUUCCCAAGUGAUGUGUACAAUUUUUCGGAGACACCGUUGAUGGAAUCUUUCAAGGGGUUGGAGAUGGCAUUUAUAAGUGGUCCAUGUUUCACAAGCAUACAGUAAGGUUGGUAGUGCAAUAGCUUUGUAAACAAGCAUUUUGGUUUGCUUGAGAAUGUCCUGGUCCUCAAACACUCUGCACUCGGGAAAAAGCUGCACUUGCAGAGCUCAGGCGGUGCUGGAUUUUGGCAUCAAUGUUGGCCCUUGUGGAAAGAUAACUGCCUAGGUAGGAGAAGUGAUCGACAUUUUCCAACGUUACACCAUUGAGUUGGAUUUGUGGUGCUGCAGAGGGGGUAUUUUGUACUUGUUGGUGCAGCACUUUGGUUUUUUGGAUGUUGAGUGAUAGCCCAAGCUUUUUGUAAGCUUCUGCAAAGAUAUUUAGGAUGGUUUGGAGGUCACAAGUGACUAAUGCAGGACUAGGGGCAGGUCCGUCUUAAGUCUAUCCAGCACUGUGGUACAAAGAUUUCUUUGGUGCCGCCCCCCUUUUCCCAGAGUUGGCAACCUUUUUAUGGCGCUGCUGGCAGCUUUGCGGGGCUGGAGGAGGUGGGCAGCGGCUGGAGGGUGGCUCCUCUGGCAGGGAAGAGGUGGAGGCGGCAUGGCGGAGGCAGGCGAGGGCAGCGAGCUGAUGCUGGGAGGCACCACAUCCAGCCUCCACCUCUUCCCUGCCAGAGGAGCUGCCCUCCAGCCGCUGCCCGCCUCCUCCAGCCCUGCAAAGCUGCCAGAACUUGGCAGAACUUGGCGCCCGGCACCCCACGCCACUUGCCUCUAUGGCAGUGGUUCUCAACCUGUGGGACUACAACUCCCAUCAUCCCUGAGCUCUGGCCUUGCUAGCUAGGGGUGACGGGAGUUGCAGUUAACAACAUCUGGGGACCCACAAGUUGAGAAAGGCUGCUCUAUGGGCAAGACGCCCCUGACUGGGGGACCCCAGGACCAGGGGGCAAAUACCACCCUAUAGAUAUACAGUCGUACCUCGGAAGUCGAACGAAAUCGAUUCCGGAAGUCCGACUUCCAAAACGUUCGGAAACCAAAGCGUGGCUUCUGAUUGGAAGCUCCUGCAGCCAAUCAGAAGCUGUGGAAGCUCCAUCGGACGUUCCAAAGAAUGUUCGCAAACCGGAACACUCACUUUGCGGCAUUCGGGAGCCAAAACGUUCGACUUGCAAGGCGUUCGGGAUCCAAGGUAUGACUGCAUAGGAAUGCAGAUAAACAGGGAGCUGCCUCACAGUGACUUGGUCUGAAGGACUUUUGGAUUUGCUAUUGGUAAACAAGAUUUCACAAACUGCUUUGGCUGGAUGCGUCUCAUAAGGGUGUUCUGAGCAUAGGUAAUGAUGAACUGUGUCCCCAGGCUCUUUGUGGCAUCCAUGUUGGUAUUUACAUUCAGAAAAGAAGUCCUCUUUGAAGGAAUUUUGUCUUGGCUUGUAACUGAUGCCUCUUAGUUUGGGCUGCCAUGCGUACAGAUUUUCCCGGACAUUGCUGGGAUUUCAGAGGCGGAAUUGACAUCCAGGGGGGAUUUCCAAAAGGCGCCUUGUCCUAGAUCUUAGGCAAAUCAAUUGAAAAAUCUUGGGUUUUGUGCAUUUUUGUAAAAAUAACAACACACCGGUGGUUUCCUAAAAACCUUCGGGUGUCCUGAUUUUGAAAUAUGGCAGCUUGUAUGUAUUUUACAGGCAAGUGUGUGUUUUAAGGGAAAACCUAUAGAAAAAGAUACAGAUCUGUAUUUUAGGGGAAAGUGCUCACUAAAUUGUGCAUAAUUUAAAUGCAAUGGGACACAGAGAGAGAGAGUGAGAAUGAGAGAGAGAGAGUAUGUGGGUUACAGGCCACCCCAAUCUCUGCCAAGCUGUGCACGGGAUUCCAGGGGUCUUGACCCUUCCCCAGGGCCUGUGCUCCUUCAGAGAAUCAAGGCUGCAGCAAAGACUGGUGUAGCUUUAAGAAAUAUGAUUUAUUCAACGCUUUACACCUUCAGUCCGCAUGGUGGGAGUCUGGAUCUUACAGCAUGGUCAUCUCAAGAGAGGCCUGUCCCCCCCCCCACAGCAGUGCAGUGCUGGAAUCCAAGGCAUCUCUCCCAGCCGGCCUUCAACCAGCCUGCCCAAGAUGGAUCUUUCCCUUUGUGCUCCCCUUCUUCCUUUUCCCAGCACACCUUGCUAAAGACACACUUUCCCUGUCACCUCAAACAAACGCGCCAUCACCUUGGCAACAUUGAUCUCCCCAGGCCAAAGGAGUCCUUGUCUGGCACAAUUAUGCAGCUUGCACAGUGGUGCCUCGCAAGAUGAAAAGAAUCCGUUCCGCGAGUCUCUUCGUCUUGCGGUUUUUUCGUCUUGCGAAGCAAGCCCAUUAGCGGUUUAGCGGAUUAGCGCUAUUAGCGGCUUAGCGGCCUUAGCGGAUCAGCUGAUAAGCGGCUUAGUGGCUUAAUGGAUCAGCUGUUAAGCGGCUUAGCGGAUCAGCUGUUAAGCGGCUUAGCGGAUCAGCUGAUAAGCGGCUUAGCGGCUUGGGGAAAAGGGGGGGAAAAGGAAAAAAACCCCGCAGGAACUCGCAAGACAUUUUCGUCUUGCAAAGCAAGCCCAUAGGAAAUUCGUUUUGCGAAGCACCUCCAAAACGGAAAACCCUUUCGUCUAGCGGGUUUUCCGUCUUGCGAGGCAUUCGUCUUGCGGGGCACCACUGUAUUUUCAUUCAUAUCCCAAACAAUCAAAAUCCUACCAUUUGUUAAUUCCUUGGGUUUAGGCCAACCUAUAACACUCUCACUGUAUACUUCCCGUGUUCCUAUGUAAAUAUGUCCCCUGGUUUCUCUCUCUCUCUCCAUAUGCAUGUAUGAUCCAUAGAACAACAGAAUGGAACAGGCUGAAUGCAUGUGAAACUAAUCUGGAAUGGAAAUAGGCUGAUUCAUACAUUCUUACAAAACAGUUUUGCUUUGACAUCUGCUACAAAUGGGGAGUGUGGUAUAGUGGUUAGAUUGUCAGAACAGGUCUGCAGGAAGCUGGUUUCAAAUCUCCACCAAAACAUGAAGCUCACAUGAAGGGGCAGUCACUGCCUCUCAGUCUGACCUACCACACACUGCAAAGGAUAAAAUGUGGUGGGGAAAACCAUGGGCACCAUCAAGCACUGAGGAAGAAAGUUGGCAUGCAGUUUUUGGCUGUUGUUUUUUAAAGCACUUUUGUGGCCCGUUUAUAAUUUCUGAUUAAAACCAUGCCUGUCUUUCUGCUUCUCUCCUGCAGCUGAAGGUCUCGUGUGCAGAGUUUGCAAGUACAAACUUGGCAAGGUCUGCCUGGAUACUGACGAACCUUGCAAAGCGGCCGAUGGGCAGUUCUGCGAGACAACCAAAGUUUAUGCUGGUAAGAACAAUUACUGGAAAUCCGCUAGUGCUGUAUAAUCUCCAUCAGUUGUGCAGCGAGAGAGCUAGUGUCUUCAGGGAACGGUGUGAGGUGUUGGUAUCAACAGGCACCUGAAAAAGCGCUCGCCCCACAGAAAGGGGUCCCCUGCUGACCCCCAGUGUUUCCUGGCCCUGCUCCCGUUCCUCCUUGCGCUUGCUGCCUAUUCAUUUGCCUUAUCUCCAGCUGUGGAGGGCAGGACUCGAACCCAGGGCUUCAGGUUACAAGAAGGGAGAUUCAUCCUGGCAGUAAUUGCAUGUCGAGACCCCAAAGCCACCCCCUUGUUGAGAAAUAACACACAUAAGGACACAGAUAUUAGGUUAAUGUUAUUGGGCAAAUUUUGGCCACAACUUUAUUGAUUACAGAAUGUGAGCGGUAUUGGCUUAGGCAUUGAAUGGACCAGAUUAUAUCUGACUCCUGCUCAAUGCGCAGGAAGUCCGGUAAGGGUAAACCACCGGAAGGGGGAGCCCUGUCGAUGCAAACCAACUCAAGCUCCCCCUAGUGUUCCCGUUGGGGUCGUGUCAUGGCUCUAGCCCCUGACCCAAGCUUCGGACAAGAUCAACACCCCCGGAUUCCUUUAAUGGAAUACCCUUAAGCUUGGAGGGGCAGGUGGUCAAACAAUGCCUAACUGCAACCCUAACAAAGUUGUGACGAUUGCUACAAGGUAGGAGAAAACCAAAUGGCCAGUGCCAAUUUGCCAAGUGGGAAAAUUCCUACCAGGCCCCUCAACAGCAACCAAGCGAGGUCCAUAGCAAGGCCAGUGCCUAAAACCUGAAAAUUAGGGAGAGAGGGCAGGUGAUUGAGAAAGCGAGCCAAAGAGGAAGCCCUCUGGCUUGUGCCUCUGUUUAAAUGGUCCCGGCCACGCCCCCCGGCCAGCGGAUUGGCUGGCUGGGCUCUGACGUGGCCGGGAUCCCCCGGGCAACGGGGAACUAAGUCCCCUGCCCCCGGAGGGGAGUGGGUGGCCACGCGGUCCACUGCAACUCCUCCCCACAGGGAAGUGGAGCGGAUGAACCAUUCAACAGCAGAAUGGACUCCCUAGGGAGGUGUUGGGCUCUCCUUCCUUGGGGGUUUUUAAGCAGAGGUUGGAUGUCCAUCUGUCAUGGUUGCUUUAGCUGAGAUUCCUGCAUUUCAACCCCAGCUCCCAGAACUCCGUGAUUGUUUAAAGUGACACCGUAGUGCUUUAAACGUAUGGUGUGGUCCUCUGUGGCUCCGUGCCCCAAACACCUAGAUUUUCAGGGUUAUCUGCUAUGUGGUGUGACUCACCCUGGGUACAGGGAAGGAGUAAAACUAACACACAUCUCGUUCCUCUCCCACCAGGCGAAUUAUUCCUCUUCAAGCGCUAUGGCUGCGGCAAAUACGCCGAGCUCUGCAACAAGACCGAGCGGAGGGAAAACGCAUUCAACAUGUCCUACGAACGCACUUGCUGCGACACCGACUUAUGCAACGCUUAGUUCUCGUUUCCUGUCCCUGGGAAGGUUCGGCUUAGCAUGGGGCCAACAGCUGGUUCAUUUUCAAUAAAAGCUGGCAAAAGAGACCCCUUUCACCCAAACAGACAACCCUCAGAUUAUAUGAUCCCAUCACUUUGACCUUCUGUCAGCGCUCAAGAUUUCAGCUUCUUCUUCCCUCCCAAAGGUUCCCCCACCUCAUUUGUGGCCUCUCCCACAGGACCUGCUGAAGAUGCUUCAUAGCUAGUUCUAUGUAGCUCACGUUCAAAGCACACAGUUGAAGCACCAAGACACCUCUUUAAACAGUCAUGGCUUCCCCCAAAGAAUUCUGGGAACUGUUGUCUGUCAAGGGUGCUGAGAGGUAUUGAGAGAGACACACACCCCUUUCUCCCUCUCGCAAAACUACAAUUCCCAGCAUUCCCUGUGAAGAGGGAUUGACUGUUAAGCAACAACUUAAAUCCUUCAAAGGUAAUUAAAAUUGGGCAAAAAAACCCCCGCAAAUCAAAACACAUGUAAGUGGCCCACAUGUCUGGGCAGGCUUGCCUAAACAAACAUGCUUUUAGCAGGCACUGAAUAGUAGAUUCAUUAAUUUCAGUGGCUCUUCUAUGAAAAGAACCUCUGUUGUUGCUUUUUCACCCUUUCUUUAAAGUCUUCAGAAUUGUUUCUCUCUGCCAUCAUCACAAGUUUAGAAACCAAACUGCAUUUCUCCUGAAGAUUGAAGCAUACAGUAAUGGAAUAUUUGUAUGUUUAAACUCCCCGAGAGAAACAGCAUAACUGGAGAGAAUCUUUUUCUCUCUCUUUAGCAAAUGGCUGAGGGGGGACGACAAGGGGUGGGACAUCUUUUUCGGCCUGAGGGCAACAUUUUUGAGGGGGGCAACCUUCCAGGGGCUGCAUGACAAAGGUGGGUGGUGCUAGUGUGUACACACACACACACACACACACACACACACACACAGCCCUCUGUUCUCCUUCAAGCAAGAAGCAUCUUCAGAGUUCAAGGAUACAUUACAGCUAGCUAAAAACAGUUGAGGCUGCCUAGCAGGUCUGGUGUGGCUUGAGAAUAGUCUUCAGGGCCGGACAGAAAGACUUGGGGGGCCGUAUCUGGCCUCUGAGCCUGAGAUUCCCCACCCCUUAGUUAAAACAAUGGCUGUCCUCUUCUCAAUCUGAAUCCACCCUGAGCUGCAUUGCCAGGUGUUUAUUUGCUGGGGAGGGGGGAAGAGUCAAGAAAAAUAUGUAUGCAAAGUUUUAAAAUGUCCUGUUUUCUUUUAUAUCUUUUUGUAUUUACUGGGGAGCUGUGGAGAGUUGCUGAAUUGCUGACUUGGCAAAUGAUAAAAUGGGCGGGGUAUAAAUAAUAAAUCAUCAUCAUUAUUAUUAUUACUACUACGCAUGCUGCAUUUACUCUAGCAGAAUCUGAAAUCAGAUUCCUUAAACUGAACGUCAAAGAGAUUGCAUACAGUAGUAAAAUACCGCGGAGUUUGUACAACGAUGUGGUGCUGUGUUUUGCAUGGCUUUUGUGCUUCUGGUGUAAACCGCAGUCGCUUUCGAAUUGUAUUGCUGCCAUCUUUGGCUGAAGGAAUGAAUAAAGUCGGUUGACUUGACC